AUACGUGUCACCAAUAUUUUAGAUAGAGAAAAUGCUUCACAUAUAUUCUAUUUACACUUCAUAUGAUUUCGUAGCAUACAAGCAGCCAUCUGCUAACGUAUUGCAAAUUUGCAAUCUCUUUCUUUUCUAAAAUAAUAUAAAUAUCUUCUUUUUUAGUUUAGCCAUGUUUACUGAAAAGAUUAUAACAUAAGUUUUAAUUUUUUCAUUAUACUAUAUGUAUUUAAGAUAAGAAAAAUAAAUAUAGGCAUUUGAGAAUAACAAUCGCUUCUGUGCUUGAUGGCUUAUAUAUGCGUGAAUUAUAUGUACGUGCAUUGCUUGCUUGCCAAGGGCUAAAUUGCAUGACUGCAUGCCAUGCUGCCCUAUGCUAGGUGUGCUGGCUAGUAGCAUUUUCCGCUGCAGAUUGCAAGAAACCAAGGCAGAGGCUGUCAUGCGCGCAAACGUCGAGCGACUUCUGAUUUAUUGUUAGAGAUUCAGACCUCAUUGGCCCAUAUCGGAGUCUUCUAGUUGGAUUUGACUGUAUUUAGCUAGCUGCCUGGCUAGACGACUAUUACAUGCACCGUUGAGUAUAUGUUGUUGGAUAUGUUAAGGAUGAGCUGAAGAACUUAAGUACACAACAUCGUUGUAUUGAUAAUCUGUGUGUUAAACUUUAGAAUUUUAGAAUAUAGGUAGGAGGUUAAAAAUUUUCACUGGUGUGCACAAUCUACAUCACACUAGCCUUUCACAUUUAGGUGAUCAUUUCUUUUGAAGCAUAGUACUUUUCCAGAACCUCUUCAAAUACCACAGGAUUCUACAGACUGCAUCAUGUGUCCACUCAAAGGAUCAUGCGUAUAUCUAUUUGCCACGCUUAUUGCAUAUGUUAUAUCUGGCCUUGUAUGACACAAGUAAUCAACAUCCCAUAAGUUUUAAAAACUCAAGCCAAUAUAAGGUCUUAUCCAAGGUUUGUACGGGCAAUUAGGGGCGGUAAGAUAAUUAGACUAGACAACUCUAUGACGCUAGAUUCUUGUAUAGGGCAAGAAUCGAGAGUCCUAAAGGGUAAAGUAGAGUUUUUAAGAGAGCGACAAUCAGUUGUACUGUUUUAGAGUUGUGAAUUUACAAUUGGCUUCUCCAGAAUCUUGUCCUCCUGUCGUAGUUGCUUCGACACCGUCAUCUAAGAGUUUCUACCGGGUUCAUAUUCUUUACAUGGUGCAAGAAUGUACCGUACUCGUAAUAUUUUUUUUUCAAGAUCCAAGAUCAGUGGUGCAUAAUUAGGUGAUAUAAAUCAUCAGUUUUUUUGUUUGCUAAGAUAAAUCUUCAGCCUAGGUUUGAACAACCUCUGAUCUGUAUGAGGACUGAUGUCAGGUCAAAGACAUAGGAGGCAUUGGCUGCACUUGGGUGCACUGCCGGCUUCGGACUGCGAUGUGCAAGUCGCCCCCAAGUCGCUUUCGGACCAAUGAUCAGACGUCGGAUCGACUCGACCUGACGAACGGAGUAGUUGUCAUGCUGCUACACCAAUCAAAGAGUCGAUGCACUCUGAAUCAGUUUCUUAUUAUGGUCUUAGCCGGCUAGCCCCUUGACUCACUGAACGAACAUGGAUGCACCUUUGGAACUGGUAGCCGUGCUAGCUCUCGGUUUACUCCUUGGCGCGCAGGCCGGCCUCGAUAAACUACUCGGCCAUUCAGUCGCUCUCACACAAUUACACAAACCACACCAGAAUCCUGACCCUGAGCUCGAACCUCUCAUGAAUCACCUCCAUCUCCACGGCCUUCUCCUCCUCCCCUGCAUCCCUCUCCUCCUUUGCGCCGCCGCGCCAGUGAUUGCUGGCGGCGGACGGCGCGAAGCACAAGCGCUACUCAGAUGGAAGGCGAGCUUGGCCGGUGUCGACGACUACGAGUCCCUCAGCUCGUGGAACCUGGCGGCCAACUCCACCGCCACCACCACCACCAGCCCGUGCGGCUGGGCGUUCGUCGCCUGCAACACCGCCGGUGACGUCACCGAGCUCAGCCUCAGCAACGUGGUUCUAAACGGGACGCUGGCCGGGCUCGACUUCUCGGCGCUCCCUCGCCUGGAAACCCUUGUCCUGGAGCAAAACUACUACUUGCACGGCACCAUACCGGAGGGGAUCGGCAACUCGACGAGCUUGGCUUUGUUGAGGAUCACGAGCAACAAGCAUCUGACGGGGUCGAUCCCACGCAGCAUUGGGAAGCUCAAGCAGCUCGCGGCGCUGGACUUGGGAUCUUUGGGGCUGGUCGGUGCGAUCCCGGUGGAGAUCGCCAACCUGACGAGAUUGGAGGACCUCAGACUCGACGGCAACAGUCUGACAGGCUCGAUUCCGCCGGAAAUAGGGAGGCUCGAGAAGGUCAGAUCGCUGUAUCUGGGCGGCAACAAACUGACGGGGAGCAUCCCGCCAGAGAUCGGCAACAUCACGGAGCUGCAGAUCAUGGACCUCGCGGACAACCAUUUGGAGGAGGAGCUGCCGCUCACCCUCUCCCAGCUUGUAAAGCUCACGGCCUUGUUUGUGUCGAGCAAUCAGCUCGAAGGCCACAUCGCCACACAGCUCGGGAACAAGAGCAGCCUAAAUCAUGUCGAAAUUUCCAGGAACAGGUUCUCCCGGCUGUUCCCACAGUCCAUUUGCACAAGAGGAGGAGCACUGCAAAAUUUUGCCGCAAACGGCAAUGGGUUUCAGAGCCUUCAUGAUCUGAACUUCCAGAACUGCACGUCCCUCGCAUCUCUUGAUCUCGCAGCAAACAAUAUUCUUGGGGACAUCACGGAGUGGAUCGGUACGCUUCCUAAACAACUUCUGAGAAUCUAUCUUACUCAAAAUCAGCUGUAUGGGGCACUUCCACGGGAGUUGAGUGAGUUUGUUCAGCUCACUGUUCUGGAGCUAGGUGAAAAUGAAAUUAGCGGUGAAAUACCUCCUACACUUGGAAACAUAACUGGUCCGGGAACUCUCAACCUGGGACAUAAUCUUCUUGCCGGCACAGUUCCUGCAGGACUGGGGGCACUGCUUGAAAUUUACUCACUAGAUUUAAGUUACAAUUAUUUGUCAGGACCCAUGCCUCUAACACUGAGUAACCUUUCUAACCUUGCCUUACUUGACCUGUCAAAUUGUAGCCUUACUGGUGAUGCAUAUGGCCUUCUUGUUGCUGACCAGUCCGAUUCUUCGCCAAACCUCUCAUUUCCAGAUAUUGAGAUCCUUGCCCUCGCCUCUUAACUACAUUACUGGCACCAUACCGAUAGUGCUUUGUAAGGCUAGCUAUCUGUAUCUUCUUGACCUGUCAAA
Molecule: messenger RNA, 3259 nt
Organism: Panicum hallii
Lineage: Eukaryota; Viridiplantae; Streptophyta; Magnoliopsida; Poales; Poaceae
Product: probable leucine-rich repeat receptor-like protein kinase At1g35710
Exons: 1
Coding region: 1568-3190 (540 amino acids)
Molecular function (GO): protein binding
Source: RefSeq, a predicted model, not a curated record